Molecule: messenger RNA, 1833 nt
Organism: Ooceraea biroi (clonal raider ant)
Lineage: Eukaryota; Metazoa; Arthropoda; Insecta; Hymenoptera; Formicidae
Gene: Shc
Product: SHC-adaptor protein
Biological process (GO): intracellular signal transduction; cell surface receptor protein tyrosine kinase signaling pathway
Cellular component (GO): plasma membrane
Molecular function (GO): receptor tyrosine kinase binding
Source: RefSeq, a predicted model, not a curated record
UAUGACAUGCAUGGUAUAUGUCAAUGAUCCAUCCCAGUAGACAGUAGACGUCAGAAUCAUCGGAGUGGAAUUAUCGUUGACAAGUCGUGGACAAAAAGUGACCUGGAAUUCCUCGUGCAACGAUCAAGACGUCAUUGGUUAAUUAAUAAAAAAUCGAAUCGUUGAUUCAAUAAUUGUCCAUCAGCAAUGGCUACAGGUGGUAGUAGUAGUUUUAUAAGCAAGCCAGCCAGAGGAUGGUUACAUCCUGAUCAUUUAGUAAGUAAAGAAGGAAUUACUUACACUGUAAAGUAUAUAGGAUGUCUCGAAGUUCACACGUCCAUGAAAAGUUUAGACUUUGAUACACGUUCAUCUGUAGCCAAAGAGUGUAUAAAUAGAGUUUGCGAAGCUGCUGGCUUAAAAUCUGCUGACAAAAAAAGAAGGGUUGAUAGAAAGGUAUUAAGAGCCAUAGCAGAUAAACCGCGUAUGGAGCACAGUGCUGCUAGUGUUAAUUUAACCAUCAGCAGUUGCAGUUUAUCCUUAACUAAUAUUGAAACCGGACACAUUAUUGCGAAGCAUGACAUGCCACGAAUAUCUUUCGCUUCAGGCGGCGACACGGAGAUAUUGGAUUUUGUCGCGUACGUCGCCAAAAAUUUGGAAGAAUGGCGAGCGUGUUACGUGCUCGAAUGUGGAGGUGGUUUAGCGCAAGAUGUUAUAUCUACUAUUGGACAAGCGUUUGAGCUUAGGUUUAAAGAGUUCCUCACGAAGCCGAAUUCUCUGCAUCCAGCGUUAAACGGUGUCAGAGAAGCGGACAGAGAUUAUUACAACGAUCUGCCAGGGAAAGUACCACCAGAUAUUAGUCCACCACCAGUGCCACCCUUGCCUACGACAGCGUCAACACUGCCUAAUCUAAAACAUCAUCAAAAUCAUGCUUCCCGCGCUCACGCACAAAACAUUGCAGUUGAGUCAUUCUCUCCCGCGGAUAGACAACAAUGGGCAGAAACUGGAAAUCUAAUUGACUUAAAUUCGGAUGGUGCUAUAUCUUCGUCGACAAAUUUAAAUAUAAUGCCUGAACACAAUUAUGUAAAUAACAGUGUCAUAGCAGCAAACAGAGACAAUCAUCGCGAUCCAACGUCGCUUUUUGACGUUUUUGAUAUGCAACCGUUUAGUUCUGCAAUAUCAGACAUGAACAGAUUAAGCCCUCGAUCACAAAAACAGCAAUUGAAACAAGAAAUUUGGUUUCAUGGAAGUGUUAGUAGAUCUGAAGCGGAAUCCAUGCUUUCAAGGGAUGGCGACUUUUUGGUUCGAGAAUCGCAAGGUUCUCCUGGUCAGUAUGUGCUAACUGGAAUGAAUAACUGUACCCCAAAACAUUUAUUGUUAAUUGAUCCUGAAGGUGUCGUUCGCACAAAAGAUCGUGUAUUCGACAGUGUAAGCCAUUUAGUGAAUCAUCACUGCGACAACGUGUUGCCGAUCAUAUCGGCUGAUAGUGUUCUAGUGUUGCGUUAUCCCAUCCCCAGGCAUACAAAUUAUUGAUUUCUGAAAUAAUAUCGAAUAACAAUCAAGAAGACAGACUUGAUAAAGAUUUUCCAAAUAGUUAUUUUACGUAUUCUUGCGUGCGAGGACCCUUGGCAAGUCUGCUUCUUUUUGGUAUUUUUAAAAUCAGUCGCUCUACAGAUUAUAUAUAUAUAUAUAUAUAAACAAUAUAUAUAGUUUGUAGCAUCUUUCUAUGAUAUAUGAAAUAGAUGAUUUAUGAAUACGUAUUUAUGAAUCCUUAUAAAAUGUAUCAAUCCAGCCAAAGUAAUUGAUAUAAGUUUUAUUAAUUUAUCCAAAUUAUAAGCACAUUCCGAUCGUUUUAUG